Messenger RNA from Aspergillus homomorphus CBS 101889, 1392 nucleotides. Its product is annotated as longevity assurance proteins LAG1/LAC1. The record is from RefSeq and is a predicted model, not a curated record. Gene Ontology annotation, cellular component: membrane. The transcript is spliced from 4 exons. Lineage: Eukaryota; Fungi; Ascomycota; Eurotiomycetes; Eurotiales; Aspergillaceae. Bases 1 to 1392 code for a protein of 463 amino acids. Gene Ontology annotation, biological process: ceramide biosynthetic process. Gene Ontology annotation, molecular function: sphingosine N-acyltransferase activity.
AUGCCAGUCAUAUCGACCACAGACCACAGACCAGGGAAUGGCAAGCUGAAGGUGGCCCCCACACAGACCGCGCAACCAGCGUUUACCAGCAAUCGAAACAAAGUCAAGAUCAAACGGAAAGACAAUAGGCGUCUGAAGAGUUCAGCCAGUUGGUUGUUGGAUAAUCAGAUUGGUAUUUCAUUUAACCUGAUCGCCCUCCUUCUCUUCGUUCACCUCUUCGUGCCCCGGGCGCGCCAUACCACGUCCAAACUUUUUCUACCAUCACACUACAACCCAAACACGGAAAAAUAUGCUAUUGGUGAUGGAGACUUCUAUUUCCUUGCAUUCUACGUGGUCCUCUUCACGGGUCUCCGUGCAGGGUUCAUGGAGUACAUCCUGGCACCACUAGCUACGCAGUGGGGGAUAACGAAGAAGAAGGACAUUACCAGGUUCUCUGAGCAAGCAUGGCUGCUGUGCUAUUACUCUGUCUUCUGGACUCUUGGCCUGUACAUCUACUGCACCUCGAAGUACUUCCUCAACCUGCCGGAGAUGUUCACAGACUGGCCUACGCGGGAGCUUCCCGGCCUCACCAAAGCAUAUAUCCUAGGCCAGUGGGCAUUCUGGCUCCAGCAGAUCCUGGUCAUCAACAUUGAGGAACGCCGCAAGGACCAUUGGCAAAUGCUCGCCCACCACUUGGUGACAGUCGUUCUAAUCUCCACCUCGUAUGCCCUCCACCUAACCCGAGUCGCCAACUUGGUGCUCAUCUUGAUGGAUGUGGUCGAUAUCUUCUUCCCUCUCGCCAAAUGCCUCAAGUACCUCGGCUACACCACCGCGCGAGACAUCCUCUUCGGCGUCUUCAUGCUUUCGUGGUUCCUCGCCCGCCACGUCUGCUACCUGAUCACGAUGUGGAGCAUCUGGAAGCACAUGCCCGAGACCAUCGCGGUCGGGUGCUACCACGGCUCCCAAGAUUCUCUACGGGGGCCGACGCCCCUCCCCUCCGACGGCGACUGGUCGCAUGCGUGGGCGCCGUUCCACGAUCCGGCGGGCACGAUCUGCUACAGCAACGGGGUGCGGUGGGGAUUCCUCGGCGCCCUGGGCUUCCUGCAGGUGCUUACGGUGCUAUGGUUCGUGCUGAUCGUGCAGGUUGCGGUGCGGGUCGUCAAGGGGAUCGGCGCGGAUGAUAUCCGGAGUGAUGACGAAGCCGAGCAAGAAGCGGCGGAGGAAGAGGACGAGCUUGUGCCCGUGACGGAAUACAAGAUCUGCAAUGAGAUCGGCGUCGCGGCUCUGGGGGGCUCGGGAUGGGCGCGCAGGACUGGUGGUACCAGGAGGACGGCGAGUUCAUCGGGAGUCAGCUUGACGGGUCACUUUGAUCGGAAGGAAUUGCUGAGCCGGAUAGGAUGCGAGAAGCAGUGA